AUGGCCGUGAAAGCGCACAUACCGCUCUUUCUCGACGGUGAUGGCCUCCAGCUAUCCACCCAACUCCUGGAUUUGCUGCCCGCUCAGUUCGAUGUCUUGCUCACCUUCACGUACGACGAGCCUGGUAGAAAGUUGGAUGGCAUAUGGCGAGACGAGGACUUCGAGGCAGCUGAGGCGUUCGCGGCAAACGAGGAGCUACACAACAACGAAGACGAUGUCGAUGAUAACGAUAAUUACGAGCAUGAUGAAGCUGAUGAUGAUAAUAGCAAAGAGGAGGUGAAAGGCAUGUCUCUGGACACGCUGCUGACCCCCCGUGUUCCCAGCAUCAUCGUCCUCUUGCAGAGCAUACGGAAAGAAGCGCCGGAGGAGAAGACGGCGGUGGCGUCGAGGACUCGAGAACUGCGCCAGCACUCGCUGUACCGAUGUACUGGCCACAUCAACAUGGACGACAGAGUCGAAAACCUCCGUCUUUUCGACCAGGCAGCCUUGGGACCGAGUGUCCUCUUCCUCAGUGCCACCGCAGGGGUAACGGGACUCAAUAUUGCCACGGCAUCCCGGCUGUCGUCUGCGAGCCUCAAUUCAGUCCUGAUUUUGAUACCCAGCUCAUCGGGCGUCUCCACUGUCUACAGCAGACACACGCUGUCCAUGUGUAUCGCGUGA
Messenger RNA from Chaetomium fimeti, 660 nucleotides. RefSeq lists its product as uncharacterized. Bases 1 to 660 code for a protein of 219 amino acids. Lineage: Eukaryota; Fungi; Ascomycota; Sordariomycetes; Sordariales; Chaetomiaceae. The record is from RefSeq and is a predicted model, not a curated record. The transcript is spliced from 3 exons.